Messenger RNA from Acyrthosiphon pisum (pea aphid), 1778 nucleotides. Its product is annotated as serpin B4. NCBI's taxonomy places the organism in Eukaryota, Metazoa, Arthropoda, Insecta, Hemiptera, Aphididae. The transcript has 9 exons. The record is from RefSeq and is a predicted model, not a curated record. Bases 95 to 1240 code for a protein of 381 amino acids. Gene Ontology annotation, molecular function: serine-type endopeptidase inhibitor activity. Gene Ontology annotation, biological process: negative regulation of endopeptidase activity.
UUAAUACCCAGGCUACUCGUGAGUCACGAUCAUCUCAUUGAAAUCAGCACCGUUUCAAAGUACGCAGAAAUCGUGAAAUACCUACGACAACAUUAUGAGCGACGAUCUAAAAAACAUGGCACUCGCUACAAAUUUAGAAGCAUUACGCUGUGCAAAUCAUGAUUUUUCGUUUUCUUUGUACAGGGAAGUGGCAAAAACCGAAACAGGAAAUAUAUUUUAUUCACCAUUCAGUAUCCAUGUAAUUAUGUUUAUGGCUAGCACUGGAGCAGCUUCGAAAACAUUUGAUGAAAUGGUUGCUACUAUACACCUAAAUGAAACUACUCAUUCACUGGAAGCAUAUGAGAAAUUAUUGGAAGACUUAACAAGUGGAAAUGAUAAUCUGAAACUGGCAACUGGAAUGUUUGUUGAUACAGCUUUCAAUGUCAAAGAUAGUUUUGUAGAAAACUCCAAGAAAUAUUUAAAAUCGUCUAUAGAAAAAUUGAAUUUCAAGAAUGACCCAGAACAGCAACGCCAGUAUUUAAAUAAUUGGGUUUUAAACGAAACCAAUAACAAAAUCAAAGAUAUAUUCCCUAAAGACUCUAUUAAUAAUGAUACUGCCUUAGUAUUGGCAAAUGCUGUGCAUUUUAAAAGUGCAUGGGCACAUCAAUUUAAGCAUGUAUACGAUGGCUCUUUUUAUGUAACUCCAAGCGACAAAGUACCAGUCAAAAUGAUGUAUCUCGAACGAGAUUUUCAGUACUAUCAUGAUAGUGUUCUAAAUUUCACUGCAAUUGAAAUACCCUAUAAAAACUAUGCUUUUAAAAUGAUCAUUUUAUUACCCGAUGCUAAAGAUGGUUUGAAUAAUCUGGAGAAUGAUAUUUCAAAAUUUAAAUUACAUGAUAUUUCAAAGAAAAUGACCCAGCAUUACCUUAGUGUAAGAUUACCUCGUUUCAAAAUAGAGCAGUCACUGCAAUUAGAUGAAACAUUAUCCAAUCUUGGAUGUCCAACAAUGUUUUCACAAGCGGCAAACUUUUCUAAUAUUGUUGAAGAUGGUAAACUAAAUGUGAGUAAAGUCUUGCAUAAGGCAUACAUUAAUGUAGAUGAAUUCGGAACUGAAGCUGCAGCAGUUACAAUUGCUAUCCAAUAUCCACAGCAGUGUGUAAUGUCAUUUAAAGAUGUCAAUGUUGAUCAUCCGUUUAUGUUUUUUAUUUCAACCAAAUGUAAUAGCAUUAUAUUUGUAGGUCGAAUGACCAAAAUUGAUUAAUAAACAUAAAGUCUUAUUAAAGUGAAUUUUAUCAGUUAUCCAAAUUCAACAGCAGUGUGCAAGAUCAUCUAUAGAUGUCACUGUUGAUCAUCCAUUUAUGUUUUUUAUUUCAACCAAAUGUAAUAGCAUUAUAUUUGUGGGUCGAAUGACCAAAAUUGAUUAAUAAACAUAAAGUCUUAUUAAAGUGAAUUUUAUCAGGUAUUCUAUUUUAUUUACAACAUUAAUUAUUUUGUAUCACAAUAUUAUAAUAUUAUUUUGUUAUGGAAUUUAUGAGGUAUUGAUUUGCAUUAAUUUAUUUAUUAUUGCAUUCAGUUCUUCUUUUUUAAAUUUAAUUAAGCAAGUGCAUUCUGUGUAUUUUUAGAUUAAAAUAAAAUGUAUGUGUUUUGAUUUUUUGAACUUAAUAACCUUUUAAUUGUCAGUCUUUAUAUUGUUAUUUCUUUUAUUGAUUUUAAUUGGUUAUUAAUUGAAAGGAUUAUUAUCAAAGCUCGAAAAUAGUUUAUUUAACAAUAUUAAAGUGAAUAAAAUAAUUUAUAUAACC